AUGUUAACAAUGAUUGUAAUUGAUUAUAUCGAAGCAAAAUUUCCAUUAAGAGGUGAACCAUCAGCACCAAAUGCUCCAUGGCCACAACCUCAAUAUUUAAAUGUUAGUUCUGAUUAUAUUUAUAUUGAUCCAGAAUUUUUUAUUGUCUAUUCCAACCUAAAAAAUUGUGAUAUUAUUGAUAAAGCUAUUGAACGUUAUAAACCAAUAUUUUUUCCACCAAAAUUAUCAAUUCAAAUUCCAAAUAUAUUUCAUGAAGAUCAAAUUUUUCUAUCAGUUUCUAUUCUUGUAAAAUCAAAAAAAUGUCAUACAUAUCCACAACUUCAUGACGAUCAAUCUUAUAGUAUUACAAUUGAAAAUUCUUAUGGAAUUAUUUUUGCUGAAAAUGUUUGGGGUGCACUUAAUGGUCUUGAAACAUUUUCACAAUUACUUUUUAUUAAUGAAAAUAAUUAUUUAGUAACAAAUGCUUCAAUAUAUAUUCAUGAUUGGCCUCGUUUUCCAUAUCGUGGUAUUCUUUUGGAUACAGCUCGUCAUUUUCUACCUGUUCCAAUAAUUAAACAACAUUUAGAUGCAAUGGUGUACAAUAAAUUUAAUGUUUUUCAUUGGCAUAUUACCGAUGAUCAAUCAUGGCCGUUUGUUUCUCAAAAAUUCCCACAAUUAACUGAAAAAGGUGCAUUCUCAUCUGAUCAUGUUUAUACACCUGAUGAUGUUCAAGAUAUUAUUGAACAUGCACGUCUUCGUGGCAUUCGUACAAUACCUGAAUUUGAUACACCAGGUCAUGUCGCUGCUCUUGGACGUGCAUUUCCUGAAUUUUUAACUGAUUGUUAUAAUGGUUCAAUAGCAGGUCAAGCUAUUUAUGGUGUACAUGCUGAACGAGAAAUUCUUGAUCCAACAAAAGAAGAAGUUUAUAAAUUUAUGAAUGAAUUUUUAAAAGAAGUAAAAAAUAUUUUUAAAUAUGAAUCAUAUAUACAUCUUGGUAUGGAUGAAGUUUAUCCAGCUUGUUGGAUGUCAAAUCCAAAUAUUCAAAAUUUUUUAAAAGAAAAUAAUAUGUCGAAUGGAACAGAUUUAAUGACAUAUUAUUCAAAAGAAAUUCUUAAAUUAAUGAAAUCAAUUGGUGGUAAAUCAAUGGUAUGGCAAGAUAUAUGGGAUGAUGGUGUUAAAUUACCAUCAGAUACUGUUAUUGAAAUAUGGAAAGAUACUUCACUUUUAUCUAAUAGUCCAUCGUGGUCUUAUUAUUUAUCAAAAGCUACAAGUGAAGGAUAUGAUGCUGUUCUUGCUGCUCCAUUUUAUUUAAAUAUGAUUAGCUAUGGUAAAUAUAAUACACCUGAAUCGGUAAUGAAUUUAGAAUUUUUUAAAUGGUAUAAUAUUGAUUUAUUUGAAAAUUUUACUGGUGAUAAUAUUGCUCGACAACGAUUAAUUGGUGGUGAAGCUGCACUUUGGGCAGAAUUUAUUGAUGGUACUAAUAGUUUAUCUCGUUUAUGGCCUCGAGUAUCAGCUGUUGCUGAACGUUUAUGGAGUUCAAUUUAUGUAAAUAAUCCAGAAGAUGCUCAAUUUCGACUUGAUGUUCAUCGAUGUCGAAUGCUUAGACGUGGUAUUCCAGCUGCACCAAUACUUAAUGGUUAUUGUGGUUCAUAUGAAGUAGGAAUGAAACAUUCGAUGGUUAAUGAACCUAUUUUUAAUUAUAUUAAUUGA
Molecule: messenger RNA, 1689 nt
Organism: Rotaria sordida
Lineage: Eukaryota; Metazoa; Rotifera; Eurotatoria; Philodinida; Philodinidae
Source: the annotation of a GenBank genome assembly